Molecule: messenger RNA, 1569 nt
Organism: Branchiostoma belcheri (Belcher's lancelet)
Lineage: Eukaryota; Metazoa; Chordata; Leptocardii; Amphioxiformes; Branchiostomatidae
Exons: 3
Coding region: 867-1202 (111 amino acids)
Source: RefSeq, a predicted model, not a curated record
UGACUCGGGCUGCGGCCUGGCGCUUUGGCCACCGUCGGCGCCCUGAGAAGGGUCCUGGUCGGACCUCACUUGCUCGGACAUGUGUGCGACACUUGUGCACUCACUGAAACAUGUUUGCGACACUGGAACAACACAGCCUGUCACGUGUAUGAAUAUGGAGAGUGAAAUAUGAUUAGUCUAAAGCAGUCGUGAUUUUUCCCCCUUUCAUGGAACCGUGUGCAUAUUGUGGCGUGUUAUGUAAUCCAGAGCGUGUUUUUCUGCUGUUGAAGGACGAAUGUUUUUGUUUACCUUUAUAUAAAGUGGACCUAGAGUCGAUCUAAGCGAUAUCUAAAGAAAACGUUUUCAUACGCAAUUAAAGUGUGUGUGUAUGUGUAUGUGUACCUGUGUGUGUGAGUUUGUGUGUGUGUGUGUGUGUGUGUGUGUGUGUGUGUGUGUGAGUGAGUGUGUGAGUGUGUGUGUGUUUGUGUGUGUGUGUGUCUACAAAAUAGGAUCAGGGGUACAGAGAUAGCUGAUUUGUGAGUGUUUGUGAGGGAGAGAGAAAGGGAGAGGCAGAGUUUUUUUGUGUGUUAAUUUUUUGUGUGUACGUGUGUGCGUUUGUCUGUAUGACAUUGUGUGGCAGACAAACAGCACAUUUCUUAUCAUGUGGCCGGUGACCCUGAAAUAGCCCAGCUGUGUGCAUUCACACGCCGCCGGACCGUCUCACUAGUCUGACAGUUUAGCUCGUCAAACCAACUGUUCUGCCAGCUGUUCUGCCAACUGUUCUGCCAACUGUUCUGCCAACUGUUCUGCCAACUGUUCUGCCAGCUGUUCUGCCAGCUGUUCUGCCAACUGUUCUGCCAACUGUGGGUCCCGUGACGCUGUCUGACAUGAAGCCGCGUCUUCUGCUUCUUCUUGUCAUCCUUUCUGUCAUCGUGCCGUCACGGGCGAGUUUGUACACGUCCUGUACGGAUGACUCGCAGUGCACUGCUGACGAGUCCUGUUGGUACUCCCGGAUCUGCUACCCGCUCUUCAAGCGCUGUACGGACCUCGGGAACCACCAGUACACCUGCGGGUCGCCUGAGGAAAUCUGCAAGCCCGCUCUGCGCGUGUGCGAACCGGAAAUGCCCUGUGACCUGGAUGGGUUCUGCUGGGGCGUGGGCCGCUGCGUCAUGUCCGGUGCUCUGGGUUACGGCGUCUGUCACUAUGACUACGUCGACGGAUAAACAAGUUGCCAUGGUUACUCUGUAACGUCUGUUGGCACUUCUAACAGAGGUCACUUGUUGGGAAGAUUGUGGGCAAAAUAAAGGAAUGCCAAGCAAAUUCUGCCAUGUUAUAAAACUGUCUUCAUUUAGCCCUAUUUACAGUCCUUACAGGUAAUCUAUAAUCUGAUAAACUUCUCCUUCGCUGCAGAAGAAUCGCAACGUAAGUCACGUGUAGGUAUGAUGAGUUCAGGCACUUUAAAAAACAAACAUGUGCAGCGAUUGGUACGCAUUAAUGUAAAUCAUUACAACAUAAAUCAAAACAACAGGGUCAGACGUUUUAUACCGUUGAAUACUAGUAUCUUCCAUCUGUGAUUCUCAGCUGAUAAAA